AUGAGCAGUCAAAGACAAUUUAGCUAUCGAAAAAAGUAUUGUUACAGAUCUCAACGUGAGGAACAGCACGAUGUUGUGAUCAAGAGAUGUUUUCAAUGUGAUCAAGCUCUCGGUGAUGGGCCGGCUUAUUCUGUUGAUGGGUGUGUAAGUUGUUUUCAAUGUUUUAAAUAUUAGUUUUAAAUUGAGCCUUUAAGCUAUAUAGUGAUUUUUUUUUAAAUUAGACGAAAUGUCAGAAAAUUUAUUAGAAAAGAGGACGAAAUGUCACAUGUUUUAUUGGAAUAAUAUUAGAUUCAAAACAAAAUUUUUAAAUUAAAUUUUUGCUUUUUAGCGCUUUUAAUGCUGAUUUUUUACUUUUUGAAAAACGAGACAAAACGUCACGAAUUUUAUUGAAAAAUGAGACGAAAUAUCACAAAUAUUAUCGUAUUUUUUUCCAACUUUAAUUUUAUGCCAAUUUUUUAGCACAAUAUAAAAAAAAAUAUUUUUUUUUACUUUCCAGACUUACCAUGCUAAACAUUUUGCUUGUUGCGCUUGUCGUCAGCCAAUCGAACCGACCCAGACGUUUCAAGUUCUAGACCAAGACAAGAUUUGUUGUUCACCGUGCUUUGGCGGUCAUUACGCGCCAAAAUGUUCAAGUUGUGGCAAAGGAAUUGUGGACAUGUGUGUGAAGAUUAGUCGGAAGGAGCUUUAUCAUCAAGAUUGUUUUGUUUGUUCUAGGUGAGUUUUGAAUAUUUAUUUAAUUUUUUUUUAAAUUUGUAAGAUUGUGAGUUGUUAUGCAGGCGUAUUUUACACUUCAAAAAAUUUUUCAUUUAUUUUUUAACGUUUUUACUUUAAUUUACAAACUUUGCAAAAACCGAUAGUUUUGUGACACUUCGCCAUAUUUACAAUAACUUUGUGACAUUUUGUUAAAGCUAAAAUAAUCACUAAAAUAGUAUUUUAUCACCUAAAAAUGCUUAUAAAAAGUGAUUACUACAGUCUAAUAACAUUUUUUUUCAGAUGUCAUCACCCAUUGACUACGAAUGAUGUUCUACCUGAUGGUGAAGGUGGGUACAUGGACAACGAAUGCUACUGGGCUUCGAGACUACAUAAAUUCGUUCUGACUAACAAACAAAAAGCUUUGAUGGACUACGCUGGAUCUUAA
Messenger RNA from Bursaphelenchus okinawaensis, 1138 nucleotides. Lineage: Eukaryota; Metazoa; Nematoda; Chromadorea; Rhabditida; Aphelenchoididae. The record is from the annotation of a GenBank genome assembly.